AUGACUCGACGACUUUACGAUCACGCGACCGGAGAAGAUGCCAAGGACCACAACGAAACGAUGCGAGCAGUUCCGGGAACGUUUGGGGGAGCGGCAGCGCUUCUCCCGCGCGCCAAGAAGACUUGCCAAUACUGUGGCUUUGACGAGAUGGUGUUCUUCCAAGCUCAGCAGCGAACUGCCGAGACAGGAAUGAAACAAAUUUAUGUGUGCGUCGAGUGCUCCAAGCCUCAGACGGACUGA
This is a messenger RNA of Pyricularia pennisetigena, 240 nucleotides long. RefSeq lists its product as uncharacterized. Bases 1 to 240 code for a protein of 79 amino acids. Gene Ontology annotation, cellular component: RNA polymerase II, core complex. NCBI's taxonomy places the organism in Eukaryota, Fungi, Ascomycota, Sordariomycetes, Magnaporthales, Pyriculariaceae. Gene Ontology annotation, biological process: transcription-coupled nucleotide-excision repair; maintenance of transcriptional fidelity during transcription elongation by RNA polymerase II; DNA-templated transcription. The record is from RefSeq and is a predicted model, not a curated record. Gene Ontology annotation, molecular function: DNA-directed RNA polymerase activity; nucleic acid binding; zinc ion binding. The transcript is spliced from 3 exons.